GAAGGCGUGGCCGGGCUGUGGGGCAGCGCGGCGGAGGCAGCUACUGAGGAGUUGGAGAGCGGAGGGGCGGGGGGCCCGACGCAAGCAGUGCAGGGCCCUAGUCUGGCUGUGCUGCUGCAGCGGGCUGCCUUGGAUCCGGAGUUCCUGAACUACCGGCCCUCCGCCACCGCAGCAGCCCUGCUGUUCUGCCACCGGUUGCGGCGCGGAGACACGCCACCGUGGCCCGCGGCGGUGGCGGCGCUCACCGGGUAUGCGGAUCUGGAGCAACCGGAGCUUGCGGCGGCUGUGGGUGCCGUACAGAGGCUGAUUAUGGAGUAUUCGGCCUCCACUGCCGCUGCCACCACUACUGCUGCUGCUCCUGCGUUUCGAGGAACCCCGGCCACACUGGGAACCGCAACCGUCUCCCCAGCCGCUGCUGCCGCCGGCGCCCCUGGCCCCCCCUCACCUUCCGCCGCCGUUGCCGCAGCCACGAGCGCCAUGCGCCAGCUUGCAGUGGGACGGCUUGGGCCCGGGGGCGCAGGAGGCGGCGGGUGUCCCAGAUAGCACAGCCUGCAACCGCCGCCACUUCUACGGUGAGCACCUGGUGAGGUAGAGACGGAAGGGGACGGCUGGGCGAGGGAAAAGGCGCGGGGUGAGUGAGCUUAGGGCGGAUGCUGUCGCACACAGCUAGAAUAGAUUGGUACGUCAUGUGCGAGCAUUAGCGUUACUCGUAUGGCUCUGGUCACACUGUGUAUGCAGCAAGGGUCGAAGAGGAUGCACGAGUGGUGUCGAGUUGCAAAGCUGGAGCUGGUAUUUGUAUACAUGGAAAAAAGGUGCUGGAUGGGCCUUUGAUGUCAAUGUCGAUUUUUAUUCCUGCUUCAUGGAAGUUAAAGCAGGCAUGCUGUUACGAGCUGCUCAGCUGUUUGUUAUGUUUGUUACGAAGAGGUGGAGAGAUGGAUCGUACUGCAAUCAUUUGGGUCACGGUUUGGACUGCCAAUUGUGGUGAGGCACGUGGCACAUAACAUGUGGAUUGCGGUUACCUAGGAAUACUUGCAUGAGCCUCCACCGGGGUGUUGUUGCAUGUGGUAGGGGAGCCGUCCAUUUGCAUGGGCACCUGGGGUAAGGCGAAACAUGGCUUGUGAAUGACAUCCGGCCAUUCGUUUCUCGCCGAGGUUACAAAGGGGAGGCUGGGUAUGGGUGUGGGUAGCAAUGAUAGGGUGGGGGAGCGGCGUGGCAUGUACGAUCCUGCAGGCACGGGGCCGGGGAGCUGCGUAGCUCUGCAUUGCUGGGGUUGUGCAACUUUGGGACGGCUGCAGCCGACCACGUGGCUACUUCUGGGGAUAAUACCUUAACAUGGUGGGGGUUGGGCACACGCCUGCGGCUUGUUGUUUCAUUCGAAGCACCCGAAGCCUGCUUAGACGUGUGCAAUUGUCUCCGCGGUUGGCGCAUGUGGGUUGGUUAGGGGCAGACGACUGUUGCGUUGUGUAUCCCGCUAGGCGUCUUGGGCGGUGGGGAACGAAAUAUCCAGGGAACGCUUUGAUGCGUGUUCUAAUGCACAUGGGCGAGCACAUGAGUACGGUGCCAAGGAUUGCAUGCCGUGGGUUUGUGCGUCAGGGUGUGGUCGGUUUGGGUACGGUCGGGAAGGGGCUGAGCCGUCAUGACAAAUCUGAUAUCACUGAGCGUUGUGCUGCUCUAUAGGUUGUUCUGUGGUCGAGUAGCGCCCGACAAGGCUGCUGGUGUUGUCGGGAUGGUGUUAAUGGGAAGCAAGGGGGGUACAUGUGCAUGUGUUUACUGGCCGCGAGUGGGAACGUACUUUGUAGAGCUAGGGGGGGUACACGUGGGGUGUGCAGCUCCCAGCGUUUUCAGUAGCUGCGGGAUUUGGCCUUGGUGGAGGUGGAGGCCGGGAAAGCCGGUGGGGUGGAGAGGUGUGGUGAGAGGUAAGGCGGAACUGAGGUAAUAGGAUGUAGGGCAUGGCUGUGAUGAUUACAACGCACGCAAAAUUUUGUCUCGAGCGCACUAUUAACAUUUUUUGAUACUGCAAACUGAAUGCAUGCAAACAUAUUGCCUCACUUUUUCAGUUGUGAAACGCUUGCCCCUUACUAUGUUGUGGCGUGUGUCUUGACGCUGAUGCUGCUUGUGUUGUUGUUAGUUCCGGGCGUGAAGGUGGCUGUAGCGGGUUUCACGUUUGCUGUAGCGGUGCCGGUGUCGGCGGUGUUGCCCAUCGUUCUGAUUGACUGCAUGCAGUGUGCGUCGGUGCUGUGUAUGGCAACGGCCCGCGAGUCCAAUACUAGCUGCAUAUGCCUUGUCCGGGGCUUUAACACGACAUUGCAGGGGGGGACCAACGGCUACUGUGACUGUUUUCAUCAGACCAAUUCGAAGAAUGCACGCCCAAAGAUGUAUCAACGCAUGUUAUAAAGUUGCAAUUUAGCCAUACAUACUGUUCCUUUAUUGUUCCUUUCGGUGCUGUGGGUCGGAAUACUUACAUGCUUCCCAAUGGAAAAGUGAACGCAAUGUCCUGGGCUAUUGCAACAGCUGUAGCUUAAGACGGCGACGAAUAUGUGCGGCGUGCGGCAUGCACCAACCGUAUGCAGCUUCACUGGAAGGGUUAGGCCUGAACCCUUUUUCUGGCCCCGCACUUACCUUCCUUCCUACUUGGUACACGGUACUGCGUUUUGGGUGUUGUCUGUGUGCUAUUAUGUCUGUUGUUUGGACAUGCGGUGGACCCUGCCCUGUGCCGGCACUACAUGCCGGAGCUCUCCGGGCCCGCGAGUUAUGGGUGUCGGUGUGUCUUAACGUGUUUUCGUCCUAACAUGCGGUGUGUAUGGUCGGCCACUUCUCCUGUCCAUCAAGGCUGUGGUGAAGGCUGGUGACGAAAUGGAUGGAAAACAAGUAAGGGAGUAAGCGUUUGGAUUGCCGGCGGAGGUAGUAGUGUUUCUGCACUAUGCCGUAUGUCGAUUCCUUGCCGAGCCAGAUACGUUGCAGUGUGUCGUGUGGGGUUUGAUAGGGGCUUCCGGCGAACCGGUAGCCUCCCCGCGCCUUAGUGUCUUCGUUUCCUCCUACCUUCGUACUACCACUGAACCUCAUCCUCCGGGACAUCGGCGUUUUACGGCUUUGGCUUUCGCUUCUAUAGCCUGAACUACACGCGCGUCCUUUCCAAACCUGGCAAUGCGCAAAUUGGGGGCUUCUUCUGGUGUGCGUGUGUUGUGUGGAGUGCAAGGCGCGUUGUGCGCUGUGUGCCUUUGCCGUGUGCGCUUGGAGUGUGAACAGUGUGGAAUCGGAGACGUGGAAGGCAGUGCCUCUUUGCGGCUGCUUUUGCAUGGCAGGGCUCUAUCCUGCUUGGUGUUGCACGUCAUUUGACGCGGCGCGUGGGUGGAGGGCUCGCAUGGAAAGCUACUCGUGUGGAUCCUUGUGAGUGGGUGCCGAUUGUUACAGGGCGGUUGCAAAGAUGAGGUGAUUGAAUGGAUCAACCCCUGGGUGGUUGAUUGCUAUGGUUUUGGAGCCGGGCAUUGCAAAGGGUAGUUAACUUCUGGUUGCACGGAUUGCGGGGUAGGUGCGAUCCUCAUCGUUUGCUGCGGUUUGGCCGUGCUGCUGCUGCUAUUGCCAUGGAUGUGGCCACUGUAUGUUGUGUGUAAGGUGAGUUUUGACCCCUGAGAGCCCGUAUAGGUCUGUUUCAAUGUCUCUUCCGCCGAUGCGUUGGAGCUGGGAAUGGGAAUUUGGGUAUGUUGAAUCUAUCGAUCUGUUGUGGGUGUUAAGAGCGCUCUUGUUUAGGACAGUCCAAAGGAUCGGGGUCAGGCACCAAGACUGUUCGUAGGUGCAUCUGCUUGGAUGUAGUCGCGGUUGUUGGUGUCCACGGUGGGUUGUGUCGUCGACCAGGCAAGGUAGCCGGGGACAUUGCAGAAGGCUUGAGGGUCGUGAACGUAGACUACUCUUCUUUUAGCGCUUGGGAUGUGAGGGCUGGGGAAUACUGGACGGACGGAAACCCGGGUCGAUAAGCUUAGACCCUGACAUCCUGUCUUACCUUGUUUCCUUUCCAAGGCUCCUUGAUUGUGUGGCUCCUGCGGUCUUUCCUCUCUGCCAUCUAUAUGCACUGCAGUCCUUGCUAUUACCUCUUGUAAGUGGUCCU
This is a messenger RNA of Astrephomene gubernaculifera, 4102 nucleotides long. NCBI's taxonomy places the organism in Eukaryota, Viridiplantae, Chlorophyta, Chlorophyceae, Chlamydomonadales, Astrephomenaceae. The record is from the annotation of a GenBank genome assembly.